AUGUCUCAACUGAAGGACAGAGGCACGGUGGCCCACGCCGAAAUGGCGCCAGAUCCAGAGUCCAUGAAUGGCAAGGGCAAAUUCGUCGUCACUGCAAACCAGUCUCUUGCUCGCUUCCAGAAACAUCAACACUCCUUGACUAUCUAUGAGGCUCUCAAAGAAAAUUACAAGCCACUCCUCUGGUGUGAGUUGCGUUUUCUGUACAUCCCCAAGUUUAACCCCGGACUUACCCAAUACCCCACAGGCGCAUACAUGUUCUUCGUUUGCAUCAUGUACGGCUAUGAUGCUUUGGUCAGUAGCGUCGUCAUUUCCAUCGCCCAGUUCCGCAAGGACUUUGGAUACCUCUAUGGAAACGAGUACGUUGUCGGCGCAGACUGGCAACUGGGUUUCCAGGCUGGGUUCUUUGCUGGCCUUGCUCUUGGCGGUAUUGCCGUCGGGCCUGUCGUCGGACGUUUCGGAAGAAAAUGGACAAUUGCAGGCGCCUACAUUAUCAACAUUGCAGGCGUCUUCCUCCAAUACUUCUGUACAACACCAGCGCAGUUCCUCGGGAGUAAGCUCUUGACUGGUUUUCCUCUUGGUGCAUUCGCCACGAUUGCUCCAACCUACGCCUCCGAAAUGUCACCUCUUGCCGUUCGAGGAGCCAUUACAGGGGGCAUGAAUCUUGCCAUUGUGCUCGGAAAUACGAUCGGAUACGGAGUGCUGCGUGAGGCGGGCCAUUACAUGGGUAAGGCAACCUACCGCAUCUUGUUCGCUGUGCAAUGGGGUUUUGUUGGGGUUUGCCUUGCCAUUUUACCAUUCUUGCCCGAAUCUCCAUACUGGUUCAUUACCCAUGGCCAGGAGGACAAAGCUCGCGCUAUCCUCGACAAACUACACAGCCCCUCCUACGACGUCGACGGCCGUAUUGCCGAGAUCAAGUCCGCUUUGCAACAAGAGACUGAGACCCAGCAGAGCCAGGGAAGCUUCAAGGAUUGCUUCAAUGCCCAAAAUUGGAGGCGAACACUCGUCGCGGUCAUGGCGUUUGUCAUUCAAAACUUUUCUGGCAUGGGCUGGGUGGUUGGCUACAUGAGCUACUUCCUGCAGCUGGCGGGCAUGUCCGCUUCGAGGUCCUUCGAUAUGACAGUUAUAAUCUCGGGCGUUAUGGUUGUGGGGAAUAUGUGCAGUUGGUUCCUUGUCGAGUAUCUUGGUCGUCGAGGCACGCUGCUCUGCGGCUCCAGCAUUCUCUUCGUUUCGCUUCUCAUAAUUGCUAUUUUGGCGGUCACAGUGACGAGCCAGAGUGGUUUGACAGCACAGAUCGUACUGAUGGGUGCAUGGGGUUUCACGUAUCAGGGUACUGUGGGAGCAGUAGCCUGGCCCAUCGCCUCAGAGAAUGCGACAUCGUCUCUACGCACACCCACGCAGGCUCUUUGCACUAUUGUCAACGCUUUAACCGCAUCCAUCUGGGGUCUGUCCCUGCCAUAUGCCGUUAACCCUGACCAGGGCAACAUGCAGGGCAAGAUUGGCUUCAUUUACGCUGCACUUCUCCUACUCUCCAUUGUUUUCAUCUACUUCUUCGUGCCUGAGACAAAGGGUAGGACGUACUCCGAGAUUGACCAACUCUGGGAGCUUGGUGUGCUUCCACGAAAGUGGUCUCAGCAUGAGAUCGUCGUUAUUGAAAACACCAAUACGGGAAAGGAUGCAGAUGGUGAAUAA
Clonostachys byssicola is the source of this 1689-nucleotide messenger RNA. NCBI's taxonomy places the organism in Eukaryota, Fungi, Ascomycota, Sordariomycetes, Hypocreales, Bionectriaceae. The record is from the annotation of a GenBank genome assembly.